Molecule: messenger RNA, 6530 nt
Organism: Ruditapes philippinarum (Manila clam)
Lineage: Eukaryota; Metazoa; Mollusca; Bivalvia; Venerida; Veneridae
Product: protein FAM184A-like
Exons: 17
Coding region: 219-3497 (1092 amino acids)
Source: RefSeq, a predicted model, not a curated record
UUUUAUUCGAGAGUUACUGCCCGUUGUGUCAAGGAAACAUGUAAACUUCCUCUGAGAUUUUUUUUUAUUAUUGAACUCAUAGAACGGGCUAAAUAUUUAUUUUUGUGCCAUGGCAUUAAGUUAAACAUGUUUAAUAUGUUUAAAUAAUAUGUAUACUUCAUGUAAUAACAUUAUAACUGAAAUACCGUGCGAAAUAAAUCUGGACAAAAACAAACAACAUGGCGGCCAGUGCCAAAAUGUCGUUUAAUCAUUAUCAAAAUGGAAAGUACGGUACAUUGCCACAGAAUACAAACAACGAUAUGGAGGUUACACAGGAUAUGCACCUUAAGAUGUCAAAAAAGAUUGCACAGCUGACAAAGGUUAUCUAUGCGCUGAAUACUAAAAAUGAUGAACAUGAAGCUGUGCUCCAACAAAUCAAAGAACAACAUGAGGAAGAAUUACAGCAGCUACUCAAGGAAACAAAAGAAAAAAUUGCCCAGUUUAAAGAGAAGAUAAAUGCUGAAACCUCGCAGAAUAAAAGACUGGAAUAUCUAGAGAAAAGUUUAGUUGAACAUGAAUCUCUUAAGAGCAGGCAUUUAAACCAGUUUGAUUCAUUUAAAAGAGAAGCUGAAGAAAGAGAAAUGAGGCUUAAAUCAGAACAUGCACAAAAGAUGCUUGAACUGUCUCAAGAUGUGCUUCACACAAAAAAGGAUUUUGAAGAAAAGUUAAGACAAUUUGAAGCUUGGAAAGAAGGCGUUAAUGAUGAUAAUGAAAGAAAAAUAGGAGAACUGAAAUUAAGCCAUGAAAAAGAAAUUGAGGCAGUUAGAAAUCUGAGCAAAGAUCAGAGUAAUGACUGGUUAAAUGAAGUUAAAAAGGUUGAAGAUAAAUAUAAGGCAGAAUUAGAAACAUUGCAUGCUAAAUUUAAAGAAAUGGAAGAGCAAAAACUUCAAAUGAAAGAGGAAUAUGAAGCCAAACUUGAAAAGGCACGUCUAUUCUAUGAAAAGGAACUAGAAGCUGUUAUGAAAAUGAAUAAUAUUUCUUCUGAAGAAGCUAAUAGGAUGUUACAAGAAGAAAAAGACAAACUAAGCAAAGACUUUGCAGCUCAGGAAGCUGAACUUAAAAAACAAAUAAACAGUGUACUUAGUCAAUUAACUGAUAAAGAAGAUGAGGUGGACAAACUAAAUGAAACAUUAAAAAAUUUAGAAAAUAAUCUACAAGAAAAAGAUGGUAGUUCACAUGAUCUUUUAAAACAGUUACAAAGUGCCCAUGAUGAAAACAAUGCCAAUCUUGCUAAACUGAGAGAUACAGAGAAUGAACUAGCUGUAAUGAAAGAACGUUGCAGUAGACAGGAAGAGGAAAUGGUGAAAAAGUCAGCCACCAUUGGAAAUCUUGAAGCCACAAAACUACAGAAUGAAUCUACAAUACAAGAUUUAGAAGGUGAAAUAAACAAACUGAAGGAUAAACUUGCAUGGUUAGAGAAGGAACGAAUGAACCUUGAACGACAAAAGUCGAGUCUCACUCAAAACCAAAUGUCUCAAUUGAAAUCAUUAGAAAAGUCGCUGGAAGAUUUAUCAAUAGAGAAACAAACAAUGAAGGAAAGAUAUGAGCGUGAGAUCGAGUCAUUACGCAACAACUCCAGCAAGUCUGAGAAGGAACUCCAUUCUCAGCAUACAGCAGAAUUGGAGAAAUUACGGGAAAAGUUAAUGUCCGAACUUGCUGCUCAAAAACAACAGGCUGAGAAACUUUUAGAACAGACAAAACAGGAGUUGAACGAGCAGCGUGAAACAGAGGUCACUGACAUUACUAAGAAACGUGACACUGUACAAACAGAGCUUGACAACUUGAGGUCAGAGCUGACCAGUAGACUAAAGUCUGCAGAGGAUGAGGUUGCAAGGGUGAAUGGGCUAUUACAAAACAAAGAGCAGGGUCUAGGAUCAGCCACUGGUAUGAUAAACAGUCUACGUGAUGCAAACACUCAACUACAACAACAACUAGAGAAAUCUAGACUGGAACAUAAAGCUGAGAAAAAUCGAGCAUCUGCACUGCAGACUGAGCUGGAUAAGUUGAGACUUCAAUAUGAAGCUGACAUGAAAAAAGCCAAGAUAGAAUUCCAGGAGAAAAUAGAGCAGACAAAAUCUGAACUUGAUAUAAAAUGGCAGGACUAUCUCAGACGAGAAUGUGGUAAACUACGUGAAGAAAUUACGGAACAAAAAGACAGUGAGAUGAGAGCAGCUUUAGAACAAUUAUCAAAGAUGAAAGAUGAAGAAAUAAUGGCCACUCGAUCAGGCUGGGAAAAUAAAGUUGCUGAUCUUACCAAGCAGAUUGCAUCUUUGAAAGAAAGUAUGGCCACAAACAACUCCAAGUUGUUAGAAGAGCAGGAGAAGAUGAGGCUGGAAGCUGAGGAAGAGCGGCGGCGCCUGGAACAGGAUCUACUGAAGGCUGCUGAUGAGUACAUGGUUAAGAUACAGGCUCUAGAAGCUAUACAUGAAGAAAACAUCAGUAAAUUGAAGGAAGAAAACCAAAAAGACCUAGAGGAUUUAAAGAAACAAUUAUCAGAGAAGCAUCUAGAAGACAUGCAAGCACAAAUGUCAGCUCAUAAAGUAACUGUAGACAGCCUAAAAGAUCAAGCUGACCGCGAGAGACAGGCAGAACUUGAUGCUCUCAGGGCUAAAUUGGAGAAAGAAAAAGACAGUCUACGUGAUGAUAUGUAUCAACGUCAUAUGCAGGAACUGGACAAAAAAUCCAAAGAGCAUGAGGCACACAUGCAGGCAGCUAGAAUGGAACUUGAAAGGGCAGUUGAAAUCUCUAAACAGAAGGAAAGAGAUCAUGCUCUUCGUGUAGAAGAUCUCCAAGGGGAGAUCACUCAGAGAGAAAGACAUAUCACAAACCUGAAAGAAGAUUCAUCCAAGCUACAGACAAGUAUAAAUCAUUUGAACAAAGAGAUAGACUUCAAACGGCAAGAAAUUCAGAAAAUAAAGAGUGAAACUCAAAACCAAAUUAGGUUGGUAGAAAAGAAGAUGUUGGAGAAAAUGGAGAGAGAGAUGGAGAAUCUACAAGCGGAUCAUCUACGUGACUCACAGGAACUUGUGAGACAGUUUAAUGAGGCUCAAGAAAUACUCAAAGAUAAAAUCUCAGAACUCCAGAUCAUGUUACAAGAGGCAGAAGAUAGGUAUGAGAAUCGUGAUUCCCGGCCAGAAGAUUUAGAACUGAUUGACCAGCUCAGAGAAAGAGUUCGGGAAAAAGAAGAAAGAGUGCAUGCUCUUAUAGAAGAGAAGAAGUUCUUUCAGAUGGAACUUGUAAAUAGGGAAACCAAUUUUAAUAAAGUAUUCAGUGCAAGUCCAAAUGUAGGAGUUCUUAAUCCUUUAGAUGCAAAGAAACGAGGUUCUAAAGGAAAGGGAAACAACUCUGCACCAAACUUAAGUGGAAGGCUGGACCCUUUACCCAACUCUCCAAUACAUCAUGGUCAGUUGAACCCAUCAAGACCGUUGCCAUCUUUCACAAAGAAGUUUGUGAAAUGAUAAUAAUUAGCGUUAUUUACUAAACAGGAUCCAUCCAAUGCUCAGGAAAAAUGUUUUUACCAACUGAUAUAUAAAAACAGACCUUUGUAAAGGAACACUGCUUAUAACUUUAAUUUGUAAUUUAGAAGUUAUUGUAUUCUGGAGGUGGUCUUAAUAGAAGAUUGAUAACAUCAAAUGUUAUGGACAUAUUGUUUGCUUUUCAGUCAUAAAAUUAUCAUGGUUUAACUCAUUUAGUAUAUAAAUAGUGUCAGCAUUGAAUUAACAAUUCUUCUUAGUUUGUUUUGUUUUUGUUAUUUGCCAUAUUAUAAAUACAAAUCAAAGGUAAAAUUUGUGUUUAUAAGUUGAGCGUGUAUAUCACAAAUAAGUGUAAUAGUUAUAAAAUGGAUUUGCAGCAAAUAAACCAAAAGAUGUUAUUAUAUGAAGUACACAUUGAUUUAUAUUUAUUUAUCAUAAGUGCUAUAUUCAUUGACAAAAACACACCAUUCUGUAGUAUUUAUUAUCAGAACUAGUAAUUUUUAUCUUUUAUCAAUUACCGACUAUUUUUUUUAUCUUUGAUACAUUAUUGCCUAUGCCUAAGUUGUUGUUAAAAGUUACCAAAGUAGCAAUUUUUAUCUUUUAUUUAUUACCAAAAAACUAGCUAUUUUUUAUUUAUCUUUAAUACCUAUGUUAAAAGUUGUACAAAGUUACUGGCUUAUUACCGAAUGUAUGCCCUUAAGCAGUUGUUAGAUUGAGCCUAACUAGGGUCAUUACCUUUCUUCCUUAACUGAAAUCAGUCCUGGUUACUAGUAGUAAAUAGUUCAGGUUAGCAGACUCCCGAAUAGUUAAAAAUAUGCUUUCUGCCUUUUUCCCUAUGAAUAGAAAAUAAAGUUACUAAAGUCGCCAUAUAACUUUGAAUUUGUGUGGUUCUUUGGUCGUUAUAUAGAACACAUACAUGCUUUGUGUUUUUUUUCAUUGUACUUAAAUGCACAGAUAUGCAUACAAUAUUUAACUCCGGUAGUUGUCUUUUGUAUUUUUUCUGUACAAGAUAAUUGUCAUAUCAAUUGUCCUCUAUUACACUCAAACUUUUAUUGGGGGUAUAUAGUGUAUGAAAACCAAAACGAGGGUUUUGUUGAUGUUUUGAAAUGGACUUUUUUUAUUCAAAAUAAGGUCAUUUUGUAUGCACAUGAUAUAUGCUAGAGUGGGUGGCAAAGCACUCGUAUGUUAAUAAACCUUCACUGACUGAUUGAAGUCCUAUAGUCCUGUUUUUCUGUGGGAAUGGUAUCUUAAAAAAAGUUAAGAGUCUUAAUUUUUAUUUCUUUGAGAAUAAGAUACAAUUGAGGUCACUUCAGCUUUGUUUCCAAUUUUUUUAUACAGUAUAUGAAUACUGAACAGUUUUGGAGUAUAUUUGUUUGUGAGUUUUAUAGCCAAGGUUGCAUUUAAGUCAGUUGUAACGACACUAUAAUCACUUAUUAGUCACACUAUUUUCACUUAUUGUGUUUGAACCAGUAUUUUUUUUAUCUAUCCAUUUGUUUUUUUGUUUUUGUUUUUUUCUAAAACCAGUUCAAAGUUUAAAGCUAAUUAAAACUUGGAACCAAUCUAAUUAAGGUUCUUUAUAUACUGUUGACAUGUGCAAUGAUAGAUUGGACAUAGAUAAGUUAUAGAUGCACAAACUAUUACAAGUGAACAAAUGCUCAGUUGUGUAAAAGGCCUUAAAAUCAGGGUAGCUUACAAAAGGUCAGUGGUUCAAGUAUGGUGCCUGCUCAUGACUGAAAUAACCCACAGAAAUGUACCUGAGAGUUUCCUCUAGCACUGAAGCUGAAAAAUCACCAUAUUACUUUGAUCAUGUUUGUGUAUUUUGACUCUGACUACACUUGAUAUCUACAACUGACUUUUCCAUUUAGACAAAACCACAAAUUAAAAACAUGUAUUGACUGAAUAGUAAAAAGUGCGGACUAUGAUCAGAUGGCAUGGAUUUGCUGGCUAAUUUUUGUUUGCACUUGUUGUGUGGGUAGAAUCAAGAGUUCAGAAUUGUUUUUUAAAGAAUUUUAGGGGAGUAAAAGUGAAUUUUGUGAUACUGCUUGAACUUAAAUAAAUUUUAGAAAGUAUUCUUAAAACUUACCCAGUUUUGAUUUUUUUUUCAAUUGUUUAAAAUCAUGUUGUAAGUAGAAGAGUCUUUUUUUAAAUUCGAUCUUUUUGCACUUUGUCUGUUCAGUGUUGAAUAGAGAUUUGUUUAAUGUAUUAACAGUAAAAGUAUUAUUGACUUUUAAAUUUAGGGUGUUAAUUUCUUGUUUGUUAUGGUUUCAUUAAGCAAUUUUAAGACUUAUUCUAUUCUGUGUAUAAAACUGUUAAGCACUUCUGUGAUACAUACAUAUAUAAAACGUAUAAUGUAUUUGUUCAAAUGAUGUAACAGUUGUGAUGAUUUUUUAAAUGUUUGUUGUCAACAGACCAAUUUGAAGACAGUUCAUGAAAUAUCUGUAUAUUUGAUCUGAGUAAAAGGUGUAGAGAUUGUAGAUGUAAAAAAAAAUAAAUAGCAUGAGCUUAUGAAAAUUAAAUUUGCUCUCAUUCAACUUCAGGCAGUCGUAUUACUUCAUUAAAAAAGACAGGAGUUUUAUUCAUUACUUAAAAUAUCUAUAUUCAUAUUAGCGUUUUUGUUUCCAAAAAUAAUUCAAAUUGAUUGUUGAAUGUAGGUAAGUUUUCAAAUGACUGAAAAAGUAUAACUUUCAUAUCUUAUCUACAUUUGUAUUUUAGAAUUUGAGAUAAUGAUGACCAGGUUUUUUUUUAAGUAAGAAAUUACUUACCCUUUAAAUACCCAAUUCAGCAAACAUUGUGAUAUAUUUGCUGGUAGUAAAGUAUGCUGUUUUUGCAAUGAUUCCUCUAAACAAAUAUCUGCUUACUUUGAUAGGAAUGAAAAGCUUGUAACAGGUACAAAAGCCAUGAAUAAAAUGUUUUGAAUAAGUUAUGUACAAUUUACAGUAUUUUGUUUUAAUAUUUUUGUUUCUGUGAUAGAUGCUAGAAACUGCUGAUCUUCAUAUUGAAAUAAAUAUUUAAAAUGUU